Molecule: messenger RNA, 7222 nt
Organism: Dunckerocampus dactyliophorus (ringed pipefish)
Lineage: Eukaryota; Metazoa; Chordata; Actinopteri; Syngnathiformes; Syngnathidae
Gene: caskin1
Product: CASK interacting protein 1
Exons: 24
Coding region: 586-5385 (1599 amino acids)
Molecular function (GO): protein binding
Source: RefSeq, a predicted model, not a curated record
GGGGAAGCCUUGUCGCAGUUUGAGCUGGCCCAGCUGUACGUGGAACACACACACACACACACACCCUCUCUCUCUCACUACUCCUGCCCCCACGCGGGGGAAAUCAUUACCGACCCCAGAUCGAAAAGGAUGGCUGCUGCAGCCUUGGAUCCUGUUUACAACGCAGAGCACGACAGCACCGCUUGACACGGACCUAAAUGCACGUUCCUUUCACUUUCGAAGCUUUGAUACCGUGCAAUAGAUGACGUUUCGUGCUCGGGCAAUCUCGUUUUGGAACGUCAGGGGGAACGCGGUGGUCCGCCUCCUCCUCCUCUUCUAUUAGGGCGCGAAGGAGCGGCCCAGUAGACCCCCAGUCUCGGCCGCAUCUCGCGGUGCUGCACCGAGCAAGGAGCGGGGUGGGAAGCAUCCCUCCCUUCUCAGUGCCUCUCCCCCGUCUUCUCUCAUACCAUCAGACAACGACAGCUGCAGGAGUCUCGUCUAGCCGGGGACCAAGAAGCAGGAGGGGGAGGACUCUCCGCCUGGGGAGGCCGGGCUGAAGCCCUCAGUCGGAGGAUGUUGCGGGAGUAGAGCGGCUCAGCGCGGAAGAUGGGGAAGGACCAGGAGCUGCUGCAGGCGGUGAAAACCGAGGACCUGCUCACCGUGCAGAAGCUGCUGCAAAGGCCUCGGCCAGGGAAAGCAAAGUUGCUCGGGUCUGCAAAGAAAGUGAAUGUCAACUUCCAAGAUACAGAUGGAUUUUCCCCUCUGCAUCAUGCAGCCCUCAAUGGGAAUAUGGAACUCAUCACCCUGCUGCUGGAGUCACAGGCAGCUGUUGACAUCAGAGACCAGAAAGGCAUGCGGCCGCUGCACUACGCAGCCUGGCAGGGGAAGGCGGAGCCUAUGAAAAUGCUGCUAAAAUCUGGUUCCUCUGUGAACGGACAAUCAGAUGAAGGACAGAUUCCUCUCCACCUCUCAGCACAGCACGGCCAUUAUGAUGUGUCUGAAAUGCUGCUUCAGCACCAGUCCAACCCGUGCAUUGUGGAUAAUGCUGGGAAAACACCUUUGGACCUCGCCUGUGAAUUCGGCAGAGUUGGGGUUGUCCAAUUAUUACUGUCUAGUAACAUGUGUGCUGCUCUGCUGGAGCCCAAGAAAGCAGAUACCACUGAUCCCAACGGGACAUCUCCUCUGCACUUGGCUGCCAAGAAUGGACACAUUGACAUAAUCAGAUUGUUGAUCCAGUCAGGAAUCGACAUCAACCGACAGACCAAAGCCGGCACUGCCUUGCAUGAGGCCGCCCUCUGCGGCAAGACCGAGGCAGUGAGACUCCUGUUGGAAAGCGGCAUCAAUGCCACAGUGCGAAACACUUACAGCCAGACCGCGCUGGACAUCGUCUACCAAUUCACUGCAACCCAAGCAAGCAGAGAGAUUAAGCAGUUGCUUCGAGAGGCGUCAGCUGCUCUUCAAGUUCGGGCUCUGAAGGAUUACAGCAACAACUACGACUUAACAAGCCUUAACAUCAAAGCUGGAGACGUCAUUACGGUGCUGGAGCAGCACCCUGAUGGACGCUGGAAAGGCUGUAUCCAUGACAACCGGACAGGAAAUGACAGGGUGGGCUACUUCCCUUCGACCAUGGUGGAGGUCAUCAGCAAGCGAACAGGUUUGGCCAGCACAGUCAUUUGCACUCAACAGUUUCAAAAGAUACCGCUGGUUGCCCCGGCGACGGUUGCCCCUGCCAACGUGGUAGUCAACGGCAACGACACCACGUUCCAUCAGAUCCAUAUCCUGCCUCCACCGCCUCCUCCUCCACCACAUUCCCAUCAGCCACUGCUUCCACUUUUCACUUCCUUUGGCUAUAACAGGUCGCCCGUGACAACCCCACAGGGAGACACCCCCACUGCCCCAGGUUGUCGUGGCUCAGAGGCAAGUCCUCACAGCUCCCCCACCGCGUCCUGUGGGCCCCAUGGAGGCUCCAACGAAGAGAUCUGGGUACUGCGCAAGCCUGUGGCAGGUGGAGACCGCAGCAGUUUGGGGAGUUCUGGCAGUGUGACCAGUGUCAGGUCAUCAGGCAGUGGUCAGAGUGCUGGAAGUGCUGCACACAUACUCCAUGCACAAGCUGAGGGGGUUAAGCUUCUUGCCACAGUCUUGUCUCAAUCUGCCAAAGCCAAGGAACAUCUGCUGGAGCAGUCCAAGUCUGUAGACCAGCCUGCAGUUGGCUCUGCCAGCUCCUCUCGGACAUCAAGCCUAUCAGGCUGCCCCCUCCAUGAAGCGCCGCCUUAUGAUGCCACCGCGAACAGGAAGGGGGAGGCGCCAGGCGAGGGGAAGAGCUCAGAGGCCGUUGUCCAAUGGCUGAGCGACUUUCAGCUGCAGGUCUACGCUCCAAACUUCUUGGGCGCUGGGUAUGACUUGCCCACCAUUAGCCGAAUGACCCCGGAGGAUCUAACAGCUAUCGGGAUAAGUAAACCAGGUCACAGGAAGAAGAUGACAACAGAGAUUAAUAAACUGAGUGUUACGGAGUGGCUGCCUGAGCAGAAGCCUGCCAGUCUAGGAGAGUGGUUGUGUGCUAUUGGCCUAAGUCAGUACCACCAAGUGUUGGUGCAGAAUGGUUACGAGAACAUUGACUUCAUCACAGACAUCACUUGGGAGGACCUGCAGGAAAUAGGCAUCACCAAACUGGGCCAUCAGAAGAAGCUGAUGUUGGCGGUGAAGCGACUAGCUGAAAUACAGCGAAAUUCAGACGGGCGGGGCUCCCUCAGAAAGAAACCACCACCAAUCACACAGCAACAGGAAGUGAUGUCAAUGGACAGCCCGCCCCCAGAUGGUGAGUUUACAGAUGUGAUGUCUCCAAAGAUGAGCACCUUCCAGGACAGUGAGUUGAGUAGCGAGCUCCAGAAUGCCAUGACCCAUUCAAGUCAGGAGGCCAAAGCCCAGCCAACACGUACUCCCAGCAAGGAUCCUGACGACGCUGUAAUAGGAGGACCGCCUAAGAAGGAGGCGAGGACAAUGAGGCAGCAGAGCAGCCAAGGAAGCACCUCCUCCCACAGGGGCAGCGUGUCUUCUCAAGGGAAACACCGUCACUCCCACUCCCAUUCCCAGCCUGCUCCUCCUUACACACCUCCUCACACACCAACCAAGACCAGGACCUCGUCAUCCUCUUCCACCUCCUCCGUCCACAGCACAUCCUCAUCUCAGUCCAAACACAAGGUGUCCCCCCAGUUCCUUCAAGGUGAAAGACCUCAGUCACCACGCUCAAACCCACCUCAGUCGCCAAACAGUCGUGGAGCUCCCGUCCAGUCCCCGCAGCAGCAUCAAACCCACCCUCAGCACCAGAAUAUGGUGGAUAGCGCACAGCCGCAGGUCCCACUCCUCUGCCUCCCAGCAGAGGCUGAGCUGGCAGAUGGCAAUGAGGCAGAUCCCGCCGCACUCCAGAAGAAACGAGCCCACAGUCUCAACCGAUAUGCUGCUUCAGAUGGCGAGUGUGAUGAGAGGCCAGGAGGAGGAGGAGGAGGAAGAAGUGGAGAGGCGGAGGUGGCCUCAAGCCAGGGCCCCAACGUUAGAGGGGAGGGCGGUAAAUACGCCACGGUUACCCAUCGUGUCAGCCGCAGCCACUCUGUUCGCAACCAGGACAAAACAGUCUCUCGCAACCAACCACAGUCCAUCACUCUGCGGCAGAAGAAAAAAGGUCCUCCCCCGCCACCGCCCAAACGCUCCAGCUCGGCUAUCUCCAGCUCAAACUCCAACCUCUCGGAAGGGAAUGCACCACUGCAAGUGCUGAGCACCACUGGGGGGAUGCUGGAUGUGCCUUACCACCAGCAGCGGCGGGCCAGUGAUUUGGGAGUGUCAUUGGAGGCGGGCACUGUGGAAACGAACAGUAUGGGCAGUGUGAGGAGCAUUGCUGCCAUGCUGGAAAUGUCUUCCAUUGGGGGUGGAGCCAAAGGGAUGGCGCUGCAGAAGAACUUUCUGCAGGCUGGGAAAACACGAGAAACCAUCGGUCUGGACGGUGAAGUAGUGAACCGACGACGGACCAUUAGUGGGCCUCUUACUGAGUUGGUGGCGGCUGCCAGGCGCGACCAACCGGUCAUGUCCGUCAUUUCCCAGCCUGAAUCUUCCCCGCCCCCUGUAACUUCGUCCUCCCCCAACCCCAGCCCUGGAGGAAGCUGCAGUUCUUCAGAAAACCUGCCAUUCGCAGAGGAGGGAAGCAUGACUAUUCGCCGACAAGGUCGAGGAGAAGGACAGUGUGUAUUUUGUGUCUGUCUGCAGGGUGACGGCGAGGGCCCCCCGGCAGACUGCGGAUACACACAGGAAGACAUCUCCAGGGUGGAAGCCACUGCGACCUUAAAGCGACGACCCCGCAGCUCCAAGACCCACCCGAAUGGCUCAGACUUCACCCUCCAAGAGUCGUCCACCGUCAAACGAAGGCCCAAGAGUCGCGACAAGGAGCCAGAGGGCUACACGGAGCUCACCGGGCCCAACGGAGAGCCACCAGGUAGCGGGCCCCCAAACACCACACAGCCAGUACCUUACCAGAACGGCACAGCCACCGUGAAACGCCGCCCAGUGUCUGACGUCGGCGUGACGGAGCAGCCUCAACCUCAACCUCAACCACAAUCCCAAGUGACUUCCGUUUCUCGAAGGGACAGUUUGGAGCAAGUAGCUCCGGUGGGCGGUGAAGGAGCGCCAGUGAAAAAACCAAAGCCACCGGUCUCCCCAAAGCCAGUUGUGGCACAAAUCAAAAGACAAGGGGGCCCACAAAACUCCCCCCAGACAGCCUCGAACAAGAGAGUUCCUCUGCCAGGACCGGGCACACCUGGCAGUCCAGUGGAAGGAAAGAAGAUCCCUCCUCCGGUCUCACCCAAACCUGCUCCCCCUCCUACAGCGCCUAAGCCAGCCAAGCUUAUCCACUCCAUGACCAGCCCCCCUUCCCCGACGCCGGCCACUCCUCCGGCAAAGUUGCACCCUGCGGUGGCCCGACAGACAAGCUCACCUCCCUCCCUCUCCCAGUCCAACACCCCCUACCCUUCCAACGUAAAGCUACCGAGCCCCACUCCGCAAAGUCCGCACACCCCUCAGACGCCCACCACGCCUCAGACUCCACAGACUCCUGCCACUCCCAGCCCGCCGGUGAAGCCUCCUCGCUCUUCCAUCGGGGGCGUGUCCGUGGACAGCGGGAUGGCAGCAGUAGGGGUGACGGCGCCGGUGACCCCAACGCCAGACUUUGGUGCAGAUUCUUUGGUGCAUCAGAAGCUGGAGGAGACGAGUGCAUCGCUAGCUGCUGCCUUGCAGGCCGUGGAGGACAAGAUACUGCGGCAAGAAGACUCUGUGACAGAGCAGAAGACCACCGUGAGCAUCCUCGACGACAUCGGUAGCAUGUUCGACGACCUGGCCGACCAGCUGGACGCCAUGUUGGAGUAACCACGGGACCCUCGUCAGCUUGUCACCAUGGCGACGCUGCACCGGAGCGACUGAGGCGGCACGACGGGGCAGUACGGCUCUCUCGUCUCUCUUUCCAGUCAUCCUUCGCUCGUCCACUUUGCACUCUUCCUGUCUUUUGGCACCAUCUGUCCAUCCGUCGCUGCUCCGCAAAACUUCUACUCUUCUACGGACUUGAAGAAGCAGAGCGCACCGACAACGAAGAGGGAAGAUCGAUGAAGAAGAGAGUGAGGAUCAAGUGCAACAAAGAAGUCAUCCUCACAAACUCGUGAGCAAAAUAAAGGAAUUGUGAUUGAAAAAGCAACAGUGUGAUGAACCAUCGUACGUGUACAUUGUAAGCAUGGAGAGUUUAUAUCUACUGAAAAAGUCCUGCAUUAGCACAGUAAUAUAUAAUCAAUACAGAUUAUUAGGAAUCUCUCGCUCUUUGGAUCAAUGUCUUGGUUCUAUGUGGAAUUCUAUGAUGUAAUCUGUGACCAAAACGACACCAUUCAGUUCCUGAUGGGUGUGUGUCCACGUGCGUGUGUGUGAUGGGUGGGGAAAAGAGAGAGUGAUAGGUUUGUGUGUGUGCAGGGCCGCUCCUAACCUAAAUGUAGAACACCCACUGCGAGUAGGGCCCCACAAUCCAAAUUUGGGGGGGGGCAAAUGUGCAAACGAUAUGCUUUGCUGCUGUGAGGCAGGGAGACAAAAAAAAGACAUGGGUACUCUGACGCAGCAGCAUAAGAGAUGGCAUCCAGUAUAUCAGGCCCUGGUGGUGUAAUGGUACAGCUGCUGCUUUUUUUAAAAGGAAGAGAGUGCAGGUUUGAUCCCCGCCCCAGACGUUUUGUUUUUCUUUUUGCACUAAAAGUAAUUUGUUGAACAAUUUGUUCCCAUGUGUUCAUAUUACUCCACAUGCAUUUAAGUACAUUCAGGUUCAUGCUUCCUGCAGGAGCUACUGUUCAUGACACAAUCAAUUUGUAAUGUGGAGCGGGGGAUCCAAAUGAUUGUUUCUGGGCGGCCCUGCGUGUGUGUUUAGGUCGUUUUAUUUGGGUUAUUGUUUCAUCACCUUGACACACACGCACACACAUGCAGACAUGGAGAAGCACAAUGGCCCAUGCAGCUAACACACACAAAUACAUGGGAGCUUGCACAGUAUACAGGUGGAAAUGAGUCAAUAGGGUUUGACUGAUGCAAGGUUUUACACAAGAUGCAUUUCAAAAAUUCCAAAUAGUGCUUUCAAUGCCAGCAAGGUUUGGCGAGGUCAAAAAAACACUUCCUCGUAAAGCAGCAAACACGGUUUCAAAAUCAUUGCUGCUGUUUUGUAAGCUUGCCGAGCUAAAAGCUCAAAAGUUCAACUAUAACAGUAUUCCUUCUCUUGGAAGUUUGCAUGUUUUGAAGAAGAAAGGAAGCCAUGAAGCUCCUUAAAGAUGAUACUAACUUUUUUUUGCCUUUGCUUUCAUUUCCAUACAGUUUAAAGGAGGAUCAAGGCCACACUGAAGAAAGUCAAAUAUACAGAAUACAAGAAUAAAGUCAUAGAAUUGCGAAAAGAAAGUCCAAAUACGACUAGCUGUUUUUUGUCCGAACAUAUGCAGUUUUUUUCUGUCAAACGGAUCAUUCACCAUAAGUCUGCAAUCAUUGUAUCAAUACGGGAAAAAUGUACAGCGUACAUGUACCACUCUUUGAAAGCCCGUGCAUUUUACAUGUGGGCAGUCAAAUGAUUAAAAAUUUUAAUCAGAUUAAUCACAGUUUUUAAAUUCAUUAUUCAUGAUUAAACACCAUUAGCCAUUAUUUAUAUAUAUACAGUAUAUAUACAGUAUAUAUAUAUAUAGUGUAUAUAUAUAUA